This is a messenger RNA of Prorocentrum cordatum, 2523 nucleotides long. Lineage: Eukaryota; Dinophyceae; Prorocentrales; Prorocentraceae. The record is from the annotation of a GenBank genome assembly.
AUGCCGACGCCCAACGGCGCCAUGGCGCAGCAUGCCGACAUCAAGGAGUACUUCGAGAAGCUCCGCAAGGCAGACAUCAAUUCCCGCGAGGACUUCUUGCGCCUGGUGAAGCACGCAAGGGUCGCUGACAUUGGGGCGUACGCGAAUGUACCCUCUUUGCUCGCCUUCAUUGUCGCGCAGGUGAUGGGCUUCAUCUCCGACAAGUACACGCGCCCGUGCUGCGGUGGGAAUGACUAUGACGUCGUGCACCGCAAGGGCAAGAGCGUUGCUUCUGCGCUCCACGCGGCCAUGGCAUCGAACGGGUUCUGGCCGAAAACGAGCAAGAAGCCGAAGCGGAAGAGGGGCGCUCAGGCGAAAUCCCGCGCCAGGGUCCGAGCGGUAGCCAAGGCGGCCGCCGUUCGGAGGAACGCCGGCGUCGGCCUCCGCAAGAAGAGCGAGAUCAAGAACUACAAGAUCGUCGUCCAAGUGGAUGAGGCGCACCUGAACAAGCGGAAGCCUGGUCGACUCGCGCGAGCGGCGCGCCCCCAGAAAGAUCAGGCGUGGGCGCGGGGCGCAACUGUCCAGGGCCGCCCUGAUGUCUGGCCCUCCCGAGUCCUCGACCACCCCCUGGAGGCCUUCAACGGCAAGCCGCGGGGGCGCGACGAGAUGCUGACGAACAUGCACCUUCUCGGCCUCAAGACGGGCACUGCGCUGGUCAGCGACUCCUGGGGCGCCACGAUCUCGGCCGCGAAGGAGUUCAAGAAGCUCAAGCGCUGGACGGUGAAGGACCUGCGCCACGAGCUCGUCGUGCACCCUGCAGGCGAAAUUGUGAACCCGAACGGGUUCACAACCAACGGCAUCGAGGCCGUGUGGUCCGUGGUCAAACGCUGGGUUCGCCGCCGCUGCGGCGGUAGAAUGCCGAGCCACUCGGACCGCGAACAGUGGCGCGCGCUGCAGGCGGAGCUGCAGUGGCGCAAGAUGAACGCGCACAAGACGCUGGAUUGGGGAAAUACGUACUUCGUGCCGUUUACCGCCCUUGCCGCCGCCUGCAAACCGCUCGCGCGCGCUCGGCAUGGGCUGCCGGUAGAGCUCGCGGCCGGCUCUGUUGCCGGACGCGCCGCGGGCCCAGAGGCGAUGACCCUCGAGCAGAGCGAGGGCGCGCUCCAGAGGUACCCCCGCCAGGACAAGUCGGCCGUCCGCUACUCGGACGUGGCCACCUACGUGUCCCUGGCGAUGGACCGGGACCGCCCGCGGUCGAAGCCCUCUUCGGCUUCGAGCUCCGCGCGGCCAAGGUCGCGCACGGAGGCCUCGGCGGCGGACGCGUACGCGCGGCAGGGCUGCCCGGCCAAGCCUUCCACGGCUCCCGCGGCGCCCGCCGGCAGGCAGCCCGCAGGCGGCGCACCUCGGGAGGCGGCGGCGGUGCAGGAGUCGCCGAAGAAGCUCCAGCUCGGCCACCGCCACAGGCCCUCAGCCUCGCUGCAGCCGCGGUUGCCCGCGGAGCUGCCGCUGUGCCCGCCACCCGUCGCCGUGGCCACGGGGCACAUCCCGAGGUGCGCGGCGAAGGCUCACGUCGGCGAGGUACACCGCCGAUCGAGUGCUGAGGGCCUGUCCAUCAGGACCCGCCUCGCCCCGACGACUUGCACCUCCCGUUUGGGAGCGCUGGCCGCCACGGGGGCUCCAGCAAAGAACCACAUGGGCGUCGAGCACGUGAUCGGCUCCCUCACGCACGAGUGGUGGAAGUCCCCGCUGUUGGUCCUGAAUCUCGAGCGCGCUGCACAUGUCCAUCCUUCGUGGCAGCGCCGUUGUGUUGGACAUACUGCAGCGGUCUGCCGCGAUUGGCGGGCUGGGAGCUUACCGCGCGUCAUGUUGUCCACCGCUCUGUCCAGGCGGUUGCACUACAGCACGUCCAUCCAGGAGGGGGACUCGGCCCUCCAGCUUGGCGCGCAGCGCUGGCGAGAGCCCCUGCACUCGCUGCGCCGCCUCCCCGCACCCGACGAGGGCGCCCAGGGUCUCCUCGGCGGCGCCGAGUCGCGCAUGGGCGCCAGCCAGCUCCGACUGGAGCCUCGCCACGAGCCGAUCGGCGGAGGGCACGCGAGCACGCCGCUGGCCCUCGCGGCUCGAGGGGACGCGGUGUCCCUACCAGUGCUGAUCAUCUCUGAGCACUCCUGGGCGAGGUUCCAGUCUCCGUCCAGGCUCCGCCUGCCGGAGGGCCUGCCCGACCAGAGCGCAGCAGUGGCCAUGGCGCUCAAGUCUAAGACGCUCCCGGUGCUCGUCCUGGCCGCGUUGUGCCUCUUCACCCUGCGCGGGCUCGCGUUCGUGGCGCCCUCUGGCAGCAUGGCGGCGCGCGCCGACACGGGUGCCCUCGCCGCGGGCGCCGCCCCGACGAUCGCGAGCAGCUCGGAGGGCGGCCUGGUGGCGAUGCAGGCCCGGGGCGGCGCGGAGGGGCUGGAGGUGAAGGACCCGCAGCUGUACAUCGUCGUGAUGUGCGUGUUCUUCGGUGCCUCCGUCCUGGCCAACUCGAACGGCUUCUUCGGCCCCUGGUGA